Messenger RNA from Micropterus salmoides (largemouth bass), 830 nucleotides. RefSeq names its product transmembrane protein 238-like. The record is from RefSeq and is a predicted model, not a curated record. Bases 28 to 537 code for a protein of 169 amino acids. The transcript has 4 exons. Lineage: Eukaryota; Metazoa; Chordata; Actinopteri; Centrarchiformes; Centrarchidae.
GUUGAGUUGAGAAGGAAGUGUUUCCAGAUGUCUUUCACGAGAAGGUUGGAGGAAUCAAAGUAUUGGAACGGGUCCAAGUCCGACCGGAAACGUCACCUGAGGGCGCGGCGCGCAGGUGGGUGGAGAACACCUAUGAAGGUAAACGCGGAAGUAAAGAAUAUGGAUACGACGUGUUUUUGUCUAAAACAGGCUCACCUUUCCGGGUCUGGCGGGAGUUUCAUUAUGGGCCUGUGUGACGGCCUCUCCCACUGUAAACUGGCUCUGGUUUUUGCUGUGUUGAUGGAUUUACUGGGAGGAGCCACUCUGCUGGUGGGAGUCUUCGUCCCCCUGGAGAUCAAAGGACAGGACUACGGAGACUUACUGGUCUAUUCUGGGGUUCUGUUUGUGCUGAUGUCUCUGGCUGGAUGGCUUCUGUGGUACAGCGGAAACAUCGACGGCCUGACGUCCAAGAAGGAGCUGGGACACAUGGACAGCGUCGUCGACCGGCUGGCUCGUAACCUCAGCCGCAAGAUCCGCACGUACAGGGGUCAACACUGAGCCGCAAGGAGGACGUCAGAAUUUCAUUUCAAAAGUCUGCUUGUAUUUAUCAGUAUUAGUAUAACAUACAGAUGCUGAAUGAAAUUCUACUCUACCUGUAUACCUGUACUACUGAAAUACAAUGUAAAUGUUACAAGUAUGUGAGAAACAUUAUAGAUGUGCACCUGCUGUUCUGUCACAAAGUUGUGCUAUUGAUGUUUUAAUAUAAUUAGUAUUUUUAUUUUAUAAGUGUCCUUCAGUCGUUCAAGCAGUGGUCUCAUGUUUCAAUAAAAGCCUUUUUAGACAUUAUAAAA